UCUUCUUCAUCCUCUUCUGCUGCUGCCGCUGCUGUUUGAACCAACCCUUGCCUCUUCGCCUUGCCCGUCUCUUCACUCGCCAUCACACUCUUUUGCUGUUCCCGGUUUCUCGUGUGGUUUCGGUUACUACAUUCUCGACGUUACCUCGACUCACUCUUUUCUCUACGCCUACCGUUUGGACAGGGGGGCACAUCGUCUUCUCAUUGUGGUUUUCUCGCGUCUUUUUGGGAGCAUGCAGUCUGCCAUCACGCACAUUUACGCCCGCUAAGAAAAAACCUCAACCCACCCUCCAUCACCGGCAGUCCAGUCAUACCUUGCGUCAAUCGUCUGUCCUUUGCAAAUCGCUUGACUGCUGUCGACAUCUGGGGCCCGAUUGUCUGUGUGCACAUCAUAUCGCCAUCUACGUCGACGCCAUCACACACAUCACACAGCACACACACCUUCUUUUGAUUCUCCAACACGUUAAACAACCUUGUUCUUCAUCUUGUACCCGGACUUGGCUGGAGCUUUUCGAGAUCUCCUCACACAUACACAUACACACGCACACACACUCUCUCUCGGCCCCCCUCCGCGUUAUCCCACCUUUUUGGGACCUCUUGCUGGCAGUUUCUUCGAAGCUUUCUCCCCAGCGACUGUGCUUCCUUGCCGAGAGGACAGACACCCGAGUUUGUCCGUUCGUUAGGGAAUUGCGGCCGUGGCUUGCGGAACCUCCACCACAACCACUCCCACCACUAGAGCAACCCAGCGCCGGCGACGCAGCAGCAGCAGAGAGACGUCGUGGAAAAAGAAACGCUCCUCACAUCUCAUCUUCAACACCGCUCGUCCUCACUUCACAGACGCGCUCCCCAACCGUCACCUCAGCCCUGCUCAUUCUCCAUCCAAACCAGCACCGCUUUCCCAGGGUCCCCCUCACCAAAAGUCAUCACCAACAAGUUUUUAUUUUUUGUUCAUUCCUUCUGGUGCUGGUAUACCGUACAGUGCAGUAUCUACGUACAGUACCAUACCCGUCUCUCUCCUUUUUCUUUUGUAUCAGAUCUCUCUUCCUUCUUUGCAACAUAAAGCAAACUUAUCCCCUCUUCUCAUACACCUUGCCAACGGUUACCUCCACGGACAGGCGAUCUGAGAGGAGAGUAGAAACUAGAGGCCCUUGUUACCGGCAUACCUAGAGCGUCUCAUCAUUACUCUGCCACCUCGACUCGUCACAUUGGGGCCUUGUUUCUUCUUGAAUGCUUCUCGAGCUGUGUACAUCUUGAGGGUCCAUUGGCCUACGGAUAUCACUCCCACUCAUCACCCGUUUUCCCGCCUCCUUGCCCCCAGGUGCAGUUGAACUUGCUCGGACACUGGGGUUGUGCGGACUUCUCGGUCCCGGCAUAUAGCCAGCGAACAGCAUCAGCAACAGCAAAAGUAGACAUCAUUCAACCUGCGGGUGUGUGUUUGUGCGCUUGCAGUUUCUCUCUCUCUCUCUCUCACUCAGUCAUUCCCCUCAACUCAAAUUUCCCCUUCACCCAAUACAAGCCCGCCAACAAACGUCUAUUCCUUUCAAAUUCUACUACUCCUUCUGUCCCAUUCUCCGGACAGUCAGCCAGAGAAAAACGUAUAAUAUAUUUAUAUCGAGGCUAUUCCGUUUUGAACGUCUGCGACUUGACGCACAGAACGACUAUCUACUCCCCCGUUCUAAGGAUCGCCACGCCCGCAGGGCCGUCCGCCAUCUAAGUCUGGCGCGUGGUUUCUCCUCUCGGUUGAUCUAAUCAAUUUCUGUAGCAAAACCAGCCGGCCCUACCUGGCCUGCCAGCGCUCGAGCGUCUCCCACACCAAGACCCGCCGGCGAGGACGACGCCGGUUACGGUACAUGCCAAAAGUCACUCGACCUACCUUACCCUUACCCUCCUCCUCCUGGUACUCCUCCUCUCUCCUCCUCCCUCACUCCCACUACCCUACCCUACCCUACCGGUACCCCUGCCUUGCCUCUCCUCUCUGGUACCCGUCUGCACUGUCGAAAAUAAGAAAGGGCCCAAUCGGUACUACCUCAGGUACCUAGGAGCGUACCUCACUCCACGCCUCCACAGCUCCCCUAUCCCCCUGCUCAGAAUCCAUACCUCGUUCCAGGGGCCCCUGGAAGAGCAACCUGCCCGCUCCAGCAGAGCAGAGAAGCACCACUUCUUUUUGAAUGCAAUGCUAUAUUGCUGCCGAUAAUAUAUACCUUCAUCAGACGCCUCACGUCUUUCGCUCAUAAAGCAACGCCUCCACGAUAAUCUUGGACUGGCCUGCCUGCGAUCGUCUCCCCUCUGCCCCUUGUAGUAUAACAUAGCGCCACGACCUCUCACAUACACCAACGACACGCACGCAACUGCACCUCAUCUCAACUUCCCACAUUGUUUCGUUUCUUCAGCCAAAGUACGCUGUUGCGUUUGGACUCGUCUUGUGCCGGGCAUAUCCCACUCGUCCUUGUCGUUCCUGAGGAUAAACUACAUCCAAACCAACAACACCGUAUCAUCACCGUCGUCAUCCUUCAUAAGUCGACUAAACAACAAAUAACAAAAACACCAAAUCUGUCGUUCACUUGCCAAUUCUCCACCACGACACACACUACUCGACUCUCACCACAGACACCAAGGUUUCUCCAUUCCCGGCUCACCGUCGUCGACACUUGCAACAUCCUGGCAUCUCCCAAAGUAGCCUCACCACACACCACGAGAAUAGCGAGAGAAGAGCCUCAGACGUCCUUCCUAGUACCUUCCUUCGGCCCCCCACUUGGGUGAUUCUCGCGGUCCGUCUGUCUAGACCAUCUUGCAGUGGAUCCUCUUCACCUUCGGAGACCAUCAAGAGCUCUGUGCACACUUCUGCGCGAGUCUUUGAAGAGAAGCCAGACGAGAAAAUAGAAGCAAGGAAGCUGCCGGUAGAAGACUCGAGUCUGUUUCUUGUCAUCCAGACACCCCUCAAGCAAGCAAGAAAACGACGCCAGUCGUCCAAGAUCCGCUUGGUCUCCCGUACCUGAGCGCUCAGAGGUUCGACGAUCGCAUUGUUCCUGGUGGUCACCAUUAUGCUUCUAGUCUCGGAAACUUAACACACGCCGGCCCUCGACACUUGGACUUCGAAACAAAAUACACGGCAAGCCAGCCCGAACUUGGUUCACCCUUCUUAUCUCAUCCGCCGCCCGAAGAAGGGAUUGUCCUGCAAGCAACAUCAGCACUUCCCACCAGUUUGCGCUCGACCACUCGCAACAGAUCCUCCAGUCAGGUGGCUAAUUUUCAUCGAAGACGGAGAAUUUUAGUGCCUGUGCACCAGGACCCUCCCACCUUCUGGUACGUCCACACUUGUGGCUGUCUUAAAGAAGGCUACUCCCACCCGCUAUGAACUCAUUCUACCUCCUGGCCUUCAUCAGUUCGUCGUACCUUGGGUUAUCUUGAGCUGAUCGUUUCCCACCAGCUUCACUCCCCUUCCUCUCUCAUACUACUAUACCUUACUCUCCUUCUCACACACCUUAAUCUCCAUCUCUUUCCCUCAACCUCAAGAGGAGUGUCAGCUUCCCCCGUCACAGCCACCACGCCUGAUUAAUACCAACACCCCCAACCAAGCUCAGGCCUCUUCUUCCUCCUCAUCUUCUUCUCUCUUAAACACCAUCCGUCCACCCUCCUCUUCCAUUGUUCAACGUUCUUGAACGCACCGUCGUCUUCAACGCUUCGAACACUGCUCAUCUUCGGCAACCUUGCGCUGGACGCCGCACCCGUUCUUGUCUCAAGUCGUCGACCUCCUACUUCUCGGCACACAUUCACCACCCUUGCCUUCUUGUCCCAACUCGUCAUUCCUUGAACGACGAUUCGGGAGUCUGCAUACAGAGAACCCGCAUUGAGCAUCCCGCUUAAGCAACGUUCCGAACCAGGAUAACAUAUUGCACACAUCAACCCACGCUACCCUUGCUUCUUCUGCUCCGGACACCAUAUCAGCCUAGUCCUUCAUCACCCGAUAAUUCAAGACAUCCUUUAAUAUCCUUUACCGCGGAAGUAUAUAAGUAGUACAGCUACUGCACCGGUCCGCAUCUUGGUAAUCCUGAUCAACACCCAAACAAAACCCAAAGAAAUGGAACUCAUGGAGCUUGUCGAGAACGAGCCCACUGCUCGCCCCUUCCAGUGCGACUGGCAGUCGUGCAACAAGAGCUUCAACAGGAAGUCCGAUUUGCAGAGACACUACCGCAUUCACACCAACGAGCGUCCCUACUCCUGCACAACGCCCGGCUGUGGCAAGAGCUUCAUCCAACGGAGUGCUCUGACUGUCCACAUCCGUACUCACACGGGAGAGAAGCCUCAUCAAUGCCAGCAUAUUGGUUGCGGCAAGCGAUUCUCUGAUUCUUCGAGUUUGGCCAGACAUCGCCGUAUUCACACUGGCAAGCGCCCUUACAAGUGCGCCCACGAUGGCUGCCUGAAGAGCUUCUGCCGCAAGACCACGAUGGUUAAGCACCAGAGGAGAUCUCACCAGCGCGGCCUUCACCCCAACGAGCUCUUGGACGACUGCACAUCAGACUCCGACAGUGGCGAGUCUCCUUCGACCCCGAAGCACGCCGGCAUGCAAUGGCCUCCUCAAGGCGUUAUGGCCAUGAACCACCCCGGUAUGGGUCAUGCAAUGCACCGAGCUGCCUCAUUCGCCGACUUCGGUCAGCACAUGAACGGUUACCCGAUGCCCCAGCAGCAGCAACAGCAACACUACGGCGCGCACCGCCACAGCCUUUCUUCCGGCGGAGCACACGAGGUCCACGGUAUGGUCCACGACCAGCAACACCCUGGUGUACACAUGCUGCAGCGAACCGCCAGCAUGGGCCAGCACUCGUACUACGUGACGGAGCAGGGCAAUCCGGGUGUCGCUACCAUGAACACGGCCAUGCCCCAACAGUACGGACAGGUGCCCCGGCAACAACAGCCGCAGGUUGAUGUGCCGUACUCUCAACCUGGUAUGAACCAAUCCAUCCAAAGCAGCCCGAGCAGCUUCUCGGCAGCAUCGGGUAGGAGCCCAUCCAUUCAGGAAGGGUUUUAUACUCACCAGCCAACCCAAGCAGCCACAUAUGCCCUGCAUCAUGCCUCCCCCGUCCUCGAGCAACAGCAAGCCGGCAUGGUCGCGUACCCGCACCAGCAGAUGCAACAGCAGAUCCAUACUCCCCAACCGAUCCCGACUCAGGCACCGCAGCCUCCGCCUCAGCAAGUCAGCCAAUACGCCUCACCGACACCCCAGGCCCAACCCGAAGAGUACUGGAACGGCGUUCCGUACCAGGCACCGGUCGAGGUUGCGACAAUCGGCCAGCUGCCGACCUACGGCUCCGGCGUGUACGACCCUUGGGGCGGUCCCAAGAUCGAGUUCGAGGAUCCCUCAAUGCAGCUCCCGUCCGCACGGAUCGAGAACAUGUAAGAGCCAGACGCCAUUCGAUGAUGGCUUCCGCCACGCCAGGCAUCCGUGCCUACCGAUACCAAAUCAUCAUUUCCAUCGGUGCCUCGCCUUAGGCGCCGCUUGCUGUACCACCACCGGAAAUUUUGACGUCGAUUUGAUUUUAACAUAUUCCCCCACCUCGUUGAUUGAAAAAGAAGGAGAUACCACGCGGGCUCCACAGAACCGAGCUGUCGAUUGUUGAAAAGAAGAGGUUGAGCCUUUUGGAUGCCUUUAGGCCCAGUGCCUCGCCACGCCUGUCAUCCCUCCCUUGGGGCAAUCUCAUCGGGCCAAAAGGGAUCCAGACGAAGAGGAAUACAAGGAACAGAAAAUGUCAAAUCAAUCCCCCAAAAGCAUACAUCAAGUCGGUACUUUGUUUUCUGGGUUUCAACACUCACACACAACCCACUGCAGGCAUACUUUGCAAUGCCGUUUGUAAUCGUCAAAUUUGUCGAUAAGAGACGAUCGCCGGAUCUGUCGCUUCUCCCGCCUCGAUUCACACCGUGGCCCUUCGCCUUCGGGCACCAUUUUCUUUGUCAAGCACAUACUAUUACCCCGUCGACUUGGAAUAUUUGCAUCUGUUUUCAUCCAGAAUAUAUCAUUGGUGGUCUUUCUGUCGCUUCGAGUUUAUAAUUUCGUCUUUAGUUGGUCGGGUACUCGUGGGGUUUUUGGAGCUUGGUACGGCGGUUUGUGCUGUCUUAUUUAAUACUUUCUUUUCCAGUUCUUUCACUCCUUUCUCAUCGGGACGUUCAUCGACCAUGUCGACUGAACACGUUCCCGAUGAUAUGAUGCAACGAAAGCAUAACAGCCGGAGCCGGUCGGGCGGAUGGGGGAAAGCCACUGGCAUGUUGGGGAUCAUUUGACGAUAUCCGAAUCUUGACGGCCCUUUUACGACCUUGGUGGAGAGGGGGGAAAUCGCAUGAGGAUGGGAGGAGAAGGACAAUAAUGAGGAUGGAUGGAGGUUUAGGGUAAAAGGGAAAGAAAGGGGACCGUCAUACGAUGCCUGAUACACGGAAGGCUCGGUCGGGUUUGGCAGCUUUGGAAUUUCUCCGUUGCUUUUUCUCAAGGCCUUACGGCGCGACCCGGAAAACAAAAACAUUCCCUGUAACAAUAACAGCACGAAGUCGACGAUUUCACUGUCUGGUGGUGGGCGGCGCAUUUCCUAGAAAAGAUUCCUCAGGGGAAGGGUUGACGAAGAGGGAACAACCGGGAAAAGGAGGAAAUGGGGGGCCAUGAGGAGGAAUAGGGGAUGACAAGUCGUUGUGCAUAUGUAAUUUUACGUGUUUCCCCCCCUUGUGUAUUGUGUGCUGGAUUCAAAGGAGAAAUGGGAAACAAAUGGGAUAGCUUUGGGAAUUGAUACCUGGUUAGUCAGAACGGAAAGAAAUAAAGACUUUGUUAAUCAAACUCUUGCGGCCUAACUCGACUCUUUAUAUGAUUAUGAGUGAGCGAGAUGAGAACAGG
Messenger RNA from Colletotrichum scovillei, 6870 nucleotides. RefSeq lists its product as uncharacterized. Gene Ontology annotation, molecular function: DNA-binding transcription factor activity, RNA polymerase II-specific; RNA polymerase II cis-regulatory region sequence-specific DNA binding. The record is from RefSeq and is a predicted model, not a curated record. Gene Ontology annotation, biological process: regulation of transcription by RNA polymerase II. Gene Ontology annotation, cellular component: transcription regulator complex; PcG protein complex. Bases 4078 to 5394 code for a protein of 438 amino acids. NCBI's taxonomy places the organism in Eukaryota, Fungi, Ascomycota, Sordariomycetes, Glomerellales, Glomerellaceae. The transcript has 4 exons.